This is a messenger RNA of Entrophospora candida, 543 nucleotides long. Lineage: Eukaryota; Fungi; Glomeromycota; Glomeromycetes; Entrophosporales; Entrophosporaceae. The record is from the annotation of a GenBank genome assembly.
AUGCAGAGCUCAACUCCUAGUAGUCCAAUAAGUCCAAUAGAGGGUAAUCAUAAUAGCAACAGCACUUUUAAAAAAGGUCACAAGAAAAAUAAAAGUAGUAAAAUAGAAUUUAAUUUUGAUCCAGAUGCUUUUGAAGGUUCAACUCGUAUUCUUGAUGUUUUUGAUUUUCCAUCAACUUUCAAGACACAUCAUCUUCAUGAGAUUUUCCAAGAAUAUGAAAACAUGCGUGGAGGCUAUCGUAUCAAAUGGAUGGAAGAUACUCGUGCUUUAAUUAUCUUUGAGCAUCCUGCUACAGCAAGGAAAGCCUAUUUAGAUAAUGUUGCUAAUCAAAUGGCAACAAUUAAACCAUAUGAAGGCCCUACCGAUUUUCUUCAAAAAACCAAGCGUCUUGUUCAUGGUGCAUUAGGUGUCCGUGUUGUUAAAACUCCUGAACAAAAACAAGCAGACAAUUACAUUUUAAGAAUAGCAAAAGAACAAAAAGAACAAAGACGCACGGAAUUAUUAAAACGUUCAAAUGAUUUGGAUAAUGCCUUCAAUGAAUAA